Molecule: messenger RNA, 213 nt
Organism: Prorocentrum cordatum
Lineage: Eukaryota; Dinophyceae; Prorocentrales; Prorocentraceae
Source: the annotation of a GenBank genome assembly
AUGUCGGGGCAGGACGCCGCCAAGGGGCAGGAGCUCGCGAAGGCGGGGGACGCGGCCGCCGGCCCCGUGGCAGUGGCGGUAACGUACAUCUGCGGGAACUGCGGGGUGGACGUGGAGCUCAAGCUGAAGGACGCGGUCCGGUGCAAGGAGUGCGGGUACCGGAUCCUGUUCAAGAAACGCGCCAGGAAACCCAUGCAGUACCAGGCGGUGUGA